GCCAACCUUGUUCAAAACGGACCUCUUGCUGUUGCCAUCAACGCUGCCUAUAUGCAGACUUACAUUGGCGGAGUCUCCUGCCCUUAUAUUUGCACCAGGAGGCUCAACCACGGUGUCUUGUUGGUCGGUUACGGCUCCGCUGGUUAUGCCCCGGCUAGGUUCAAGGAGAAGCCUUACUGGAUCAUCAAGAACUCGUGGGGUGAGACUUGGGGUGAGAAUGGUUUCUACAAGAUCUGCAAAGGCCGUAACAUCUGUGGCGUUGACAGUCUUGUCUCCACCGUUACAGCCGCCGUCUCUACCACCGCACAUUAACUAAGCCAAAAAAGAGGCUUUCAUUUAAUAAAUCUAGUGAUUUGUGUGAGCGAGCACUCUUUGCCUCACUCUCUGUUUCUCUCUGCUUUUUAAAAAAAAACAAAGAUGGAAGUUUGUAAAUAAAUUGCAUCCUCUUUUGAGCAAA
This is a messenger RNA of Raphanus sativus (radish), 457 nucleotides long. Its product is annotated as cysteine proteinase. The transcript has a single exon. Bases 52 to 312 code for a protein of 86 amino acids. Gene Ontology annotation, molecular function: cysteine-type endopeptidase activity. The record is from RefSeq and is a predicted model, not a curated record. NCBI's taxonomy places the organism in Eukaryota, Viridiplantae, Streptophyta, Magnoliopsida, Brassicales, Brassicaceae. Gene Ontology annotation, cellular component: lysosome.